Molecule: messenger RNA, 2257 nt
Organism: Cynocephalus volans (Philippine flying lemur)
Lineage: Eukaryota; Metazoa; Chordata; Mammalia; Dermoptera; Cynocephalidae
Gene: DMRT2
Product: doublesex and mab-3 related transcription factor 2
Exons: 4
Coding region: 428-2101 (557 amino acids)
Biological process (GO): regulation of transcription by RNA polymerase II; sex differentiation
Cellular component (GO): nucleus
Molecular function (GO): DNA-binding transcription factor activity, RNA polymerase II-specific; RNA polymerase II cis-regulatory region sequence-specific DNA binding
Source: RefSeq, a predicted model, not a curated record
CGCUGUGCAGAACGCGGCUGCGUGCGCCCGCCCGGGCGGCCCGACCUUUCCGGCCCAGCUUGGGUCAAAGGAAGCCAAAAGCGGCUUCAGGGAGGAGAAGCGCCCGGGGCUGCAGAGGACCGGAUCAGAACAUUGCAGAGUCCGGGAUGCGCGGGGCGAGGUCGCUGAGGACUUGAGUCACCUUCUCCCCCGUUUCCCUUCCAUCCCCCUUCGACCCCUCCUUCCCCGUCUCGGGAGAUCCGGGCCUCCAGCUGUCACCCCCGAUUUCGUGACCGAGCGCAGCGACCCCGAUUUCUGUUUGCAUGCACAGCGGCCGCCCGAGAGCCAGACCCCAAAGCGGGAUAUCUCUCGACUCGGCCGCUAGCCCGGGCCUCAAAGUCUUGAGUGCGGGCCGCUGAGCUCAGGCCCGAGCGAGGCAGCGCGCGCCAUGGCCGACCGGCAGGCGGGCGCGGCGACCGGAGACUGGGAGAUCGACGUGGAGAGCCUGGAGCUGGAGGGGGACGUCUGCGCGGCGCCGCCGCCCACGCCGCCCGGGCCCAGCCCGCCGCAGGCCGACGGGGAGGGCGAGGACGACGAGGACGACGACGAGGAGGACGAGGACGCGGAGGAAGAGGGCGACGGCGAGGAGGCGGGCGCGUCCCCGGGGGUGCCGGGCGGGCCGGAGCAGCGGCGGGGAACGCUGCGGAGGCCGCCGCCUGCGCCUCAGUCUUCGGCGGCGGCCGCAGGGCCCCCGGAGCGCGGCGGCGGCGGCGCGGAGCCCCGCAAGCUGAGCCGCACGCCCAAGUGCGCGCGCUGCCGCAACCACGGCGUGGUGUCCUGCCUCAAGGGCCACAAGCGCUUCUGCCGCUGGCGCGACUGCCAGUGCGCCAACUGCCUGCUGGUGGUGGAGCGGCAGCGCGUCAUGGCCGCCCAGGUGGCGCUCCGGAGGCAGCAGGCCACCGAGGACAAGAAAGGGCUCUCCGGGAAACAGAAUCAUUUCGAGCGCAAAGCCGUGUACCAGAGGCAAGUAAGGGCGCCCAGUUUGCUGGCCAAAAGCAUUUUAGAAGGCUAUCGCCCCAUUCCAACAGAGACUUAUGUAGGAGGGACCUUACCUCUGCCUCCCCCAGUUAGUGACAGGAUGAGGAAAAGAAGGGCCUUUGCUGAUAAAGAGUUGGAGAACAUUAUGCUGGAGAGAGAAUAUAAAGAGAGGGAAAUGUUGGAAACUUCCCAAGCUGCCUUGUUCCUGCCCAACCACCUGGUUCAUGGACCUGAAUACAACUCCUACAAAAGUGCCUACAGCCCCACCCCAGUAGAAGCACCAAGCAAAGACUUCUGCAAUUUUUUGCCCACCUGCCUUGAUCUAACCAUGCAGUAUUCAGGGUCUGGGAAUAUGGAACUGAUUUCUUCCAAUGUUAGUGUGGCCACAACUUACAGACAGUAUCCCUUGUCCUCGAGACUUUUAGUUUGGCCCAAGUGUGGCCCCAUUAGUGACACUCUCCUCUACCAGCAAUGCCUGCUAAAUGCCACCACUUCAGUUCAAGCCCUGAAACCUGGGGCCAGCUGGGACUUGAAGGGAACACGAGUCCAGGACGGACUCAGUGCGGAACAUGACAUGAUGUCUCCGAAAUUGGAAGGCUCCCUGGUGCUGCCUCACACUCCUGAGGUCCAGACCUCCAGAAGUGACCUUCAGGGUCACCAGGCUGUCCCCGAGAGGUCUGCAUUCUCCCCACCCCGACGGAAUUUCUCUCCGAUUGUUGACACGGACUCCUUGGCAGCUCAAGGGCACGUCUUAACCAAGAUCAGCAAAGAAAACAUGAGGCACCCUCUGCCACUUAGACAUAAUCCAUUCCAUGCAUUAUUCCAGCAAACACUUAAUGACAAAUCAGGUCCUGAGUUGAAAACACCAUUUGUCAAAGAGACCUUUGAAGAAACCUCUAAGAAACACAGAGAGUGUUUAGUCAAGGAGAACCAGAAGUACACUUUUACAAUAGAUAGAUGCGCGAAAGACCUUUUCGUAGCCAAACAAGUUGGAACAAAACUGUCGGUGAAUGAACCGCUGUCAUUUUCUGUUGAGUCUAUUCUUAAGAGGCCUUCUUCUGCCAUCACUCACGUUUCUCAGUGAAAGCUGCUUAAAUGGAAAGCUGGACUUUCUGCAGUCUCAGAGGGUUCUUGCCAUUUGCUGAUAUUAUGUUAAAGUUAAGUUGUUUGUGUACAGAAUUUUCUAAUGUAAAUGAUGAUUUCUAAAAAUUCUACAUAUUCAUAUGCAUGUACUUCUCUU